Messenger RNA from Plasmodium malariae, 630 nucleotides. Lineage: Eukaryota; Apicomplexa; Aconoidasida; Haemosporida; Plasmodiidae. The record is from the annotation of a RefSeq genome assembly.
AGAAUGUUUAAGAAAUAUUUGGAUUAUAACUCUCGUUCUGAUAAAAAAUCAGAUAGAAAAAAUUGUCUAUAACUAUUAAAAUAUAAAAACGAUGAGGAUUCAAUUAUAGUGGGGUUACAAAAAGAUAUAUCAUAUAAUAGAGUAAACCAAAAAAAGGAUAAAUAUAUUAUUGAAAAGGGUAUCAAAGGAAAAAAAAAAAAACAGUCUUAUAGAAGUUUGUUAAAUAUUGCUCAAUACUAUACAGAAUUUUUGGAUUAUAGUAAUGGAAUGCUUGAUUAAAAACCUUCCCAUUUUAAUAAAAAAUGGAUCACAAAAAAAGAUUAUAAUGAAUAAUUUGGAAAAAUAUUAAGAAUUCGUAAAGUAAAAUUUAGAAAUUAGGAAUUUGCGUUGUAUUUAUUUAUUUUUUACUUGUUGAGAAUAUGAUUAGCUAUAUUAAAAGUAUUAGAGUCAUUUACAAUUAAACCUUUUGUAAAAAUUUUGGAAGUAUAUAUAUAAGAUCUUCUAAAAUAUAGCAGUAAAAGAUUAUUAUUAUAUAAUAUUUUUUUUUGCGUACUUAUUACAUUAGCUGCCAUACUUAUAUUAGCUAUUCUUAAGAUCUUAAGAAAUAAUGAAAAAUAUAAAAAAAAUUAA